AUGCAUCCACAUGCCUCCCGCCACGACCGGACACCCCGAGGCCCAGUGCCUCAAAGCCCUAAUCACAACAUAGCUCCUAAAAACGCCAUGCUCGAGAUUGCUGCCUCUCAACCUUACAUCACCGUCCACCCUCCCCGCUUCAACUCUUUCGUCCCCGACGCUCAAAUGCUAUUCCACGUCCUCGGAAUCUGCGACCAGCUAAUGCUCACCACCACCCAGUUUAUCCGUUCUUCUCCUUCCUGGCUCCCGAUCGUCUCACAGCUCUACAUCUCUCUCCUCUGGAACUUCACCAUCCUCCGCAACUUCGUCAGUUCCAGACUAGGAUCUUUCUCUCAAUACUAUCAAAUCUUGAACGAACUCGAGUUCCUAAAACACUGUAUAGUUCCUGGUCCCUUGGUCUCUUUCUUCCAGUCCUUAUCCUCCUUUAACGGCCGCUUCUUCGACAUCACCCCGAUCAUCCCUGACUUCACAUCCUUAUGGAACGCUUCAGCGUUUCAUAUAAACGCUGAUUACGCUAGACAGAUCCCUAUAACUGCCAUAAUCCUCGACCAGCUUCACCACUUCGCCACCAGCGACGACACUGACAGCUUUCAGUUUCAAUGGUACGGUAACGUCUUCUCUCAAAGCAGUCAAGGCUACAACAAGCUGAACCGCAUCGGUCCACAACUCUGCGGUUCACUAUUCUCCACACCUCAGCAAACCGCCUCCGCUCGCGCCUUCUGGAGCUCCGUCUUCGCCGGUGCGACACGUGUCAACGCCGCCGAUGAAACUGCUCUACACAUGCAUAACUAUUCAAAGUACUUCAACGGUUCUGUCCCCUUGAGCUCGAUUCUCCCGACCGGACUCGGUGCUGUCGCCGUGAGAGGCGUUCCUUCCGUCAACGAAGCUACUCGAAGCUUCCUUUACCCAACCAACGCCGAGAUCGAACCGUUCACUUCGUCGAGAUUCAAUCCUCGCCGUCUAAUCCCAUUAGCAAUGUCUGUGACUUUUCAGCAUUGUGAAUAUGAAGGGCUUGAUGAAGAAGCCGAACGUUAUGCUAUUGUGGCUCACACUAACCUUCGGUGGCCUCUUGAGAACGGUGAUCAGAACGAGUGGACUCUGGUUAACUCGUGUGUAACUCAUAGAGGAGAUGUUUGGUCGUUCAUGUGCCAUCGUUUCUCAAACCCAGUAGUCAGUCUUCAUUUUCAAUUAGGUCAAGUCAUUGUUUCACGCUAUCAUUUACACGAGCUUUAUUUAGAUGAUUAA
Brassica rapa (field mustard) is the source of this 1245-nucleotide messenger RNA. RefSeq lists its product as uncharacterized. NCBI's taxonomy places the organism in Eukaryota, Viridiplantae, Streptophyta, Magnoliopsida, Brassicales, Brassicaceae. The record is from RefSeq and is a predicted model, not a curated record.